Lipotes vexillifer (Yangtze River dolphin) is the source of this 3009-nucleotide messenger RNA. It is a transcript of the gene S1PR1, whose product is annotated as sphingosine-1-phosphate receptor 1. Gene Ontology annotation, cellular component: membrane. The coding region runs from base 506 to 1654 and encodes 382 amino acids. The transcript is spliced from 2 exons. Gene Ontology annotation, biological process: G protein-coupled receptor signaling pathway. The record is from RefSeq and is a predicted model, not a curated record. Gene Ontology annotation, molecular function: sphingosine-1-phosphate receptor activity. Lineage: Eukaryota; Metazoa; Chordata; Mammalia; Artiodactyla; Lipotidae.
UGUUUCUGCCCCAGAUCUUUCCUGGACAGUGAGUCUCAGCAGCACUGAUCCUGAGGCCCCCAGCCGCGGGCGGAGGGCGUGGGGGGUUGAGGCACUCACUCCUCCCUGUCUCUUCCUAAAGAAGCCACUCAGCCUCAGCGGGGCGCUCGGCGACUUCAGCUGACCGGUCGGCAGGGCCGCGGCGAGCGCGCUGGCCAUUGGAGUGCGCGGCUGCGGAGGGAGGGGACCGCGACUCGAGUAAGUUGAGAACGCGGCGCGCUCAGUCGGGGGCAGCAGCAAGAUGCCGAGCGCGCCGUGCAGACCCGGAGCUCCCCGAACGCAGCUUCGUCCAGCCUGAGCCAGGCUGCGGUUUCUGAGGCCCUCUCCAGCCACGGAAAAGCUGCACAAAAAAGCCUGGAUCUCUCUCGCUCAACCACCCCCGCUGCCAGUGAAGGCUCUCUCCGCCUCGCCCUCUAGCGUUCAUCUGGAGAAGUACCGCCCCGGGCUCCUGGGGACAGCGCGCAUCAUGGGGUCCACCAACAUCCCUCUGGUCAAGGCCCUCCGCAGCUCUGUCUCCGACUAUGUCAACUACGACAUCAUCGUCCGGCAUUAUAACUACACGGGAAAGCUGAAUAUCGGCGCGGACAAGGAAAACGGCAUUAAACUGAUCUCAGUGGUGUUCAUUCUCAUCUGCUGCUUUAUCAUCCUGGAGAACAUCUUUGUUUUGCUGACCAUUUGGAAAACCAAGAAGUUCCACCGACCCAUGUACUAUUUUAUUGGCAACCUCGCCCUCUCAGACCUGUUGGCAGGAGUGGCCUACACAGCCAACCUGCUUUUGUCUGGGGCCACCACCUACAAGCUAACCCCCGCCCAGUGGUUUCUGCGGGAAGGGAGUAUGUUUGUGGCCCUGUCUGCCUCCGUGUUCAGCCUCCUAGCCAUCGCCAUUGAGCGCUAUAUCACCAUGCUGAAGAUGAAACUCCACAAUGGGAGCAACAGGUUCCGCUCCUUCCUGCUCAUCAGUGCCUGCUGGGUUAUCUCCCUCAUCCUGGGGGGCCUGCCCAUCAUGGGCUGGAACUGCAUCAGCACGCUGCCCAGCUGCUCCACAGUGCUGCCGCUCUACCACAAGCACUAUAUCCUCUUCUGCACCACGGUCUUCACUCUGCUCCUUCUCUCCAUCGUCAUCCUGUACUGCAGGAUCUACUCCUUGGUCAGGACUCGGAGCCGCCGUCUGACUUUCCGCAAGAACAUUUCGAAGGCCAGCCGCAGCUCUGAGAAGUCGCUGGCGCUGCUCAAGACCGUGAUUAUUGUCCUGGGCGUCUUCAUCGCCUGCUGGGCGCCACUCUUCAUCCUGCUUCUGCUGGACGUGGGCUGCAAGGUGAAGACCUGCGACAUCCUCUUCAGAACGGAGUACUUCCUGGUGUUGGCUGUGCUCAACUCUGGCACCAACCCCAUCAUUUACACUUUGUCCAACAAGGAGAUGCGUCGGGCCUUCGUCCAGAUCAUGUCCUGCUGCAAGUGCCCCAGCGGAGACUCUACCGGCAAAUUCACGCGACCCAUCAUCGCAGGCAUGGAAUUCAGCCGCAGUAAGUCAGACAACUCCUCCCACCCUCAGAAGGAUGAUGGGGAUAACCCAGAGACCAUUAUGUCUUCUGGAAACGUCAACUCUUCUUCCUAAAAGUGAAAACUGCUGACCCAUGGGGAGCUUGCAUGGUUGCCCACCACCCCAGCGUUUGGGAAAAAAAACAGCAACUCUGUGCCUCCGCUGCUGCCAGGCAGGAGCUGUCUCAAGCCAGAGGGAGGGAGGGGGAGCUUAAGAACAGCCUGGUGGUGCCUGGUGUUGGUGGGUAGACUUAGUUCCUGUGAACAAUGCACUGGGAAGGGUGGAGAUCAGGUCCUCGCCUAGAAUCUAUUUCCUCCCCUCGCUGGAGCUUUGAUUUUGCACUGAGCCAAAGGUCUAGCAUUGUCAAGCUCCUGAAGCAUUCAUCUGGCCCCUCCUCAAAGACUAAUGUCCCCGUGUGAAAGCAUCUCUGUCGGGAGCUUUGAGGAGAUGUUUUCUUUCACUUUAGUUUCCAGCCCAAGUGAGUGUGUGCACUUCUGCUUCGCUAGGUAUGCUCUGCAUAUCCUACCCUCCCUUCCCCUUCACACCCCUCCUCAGAAUUCCUUUACUUUAUAUUUUAACUACCUGGCAUUCAGAGUUGGGAGUGUGGCAUGGUCCAUUUCUUGAUGAUGUGUAGCAGGUAGGCUGUGUCCAGCAGGUAGACUGUGGUGGAGAUGGUUUGGAGAUGUAAAGCAAUUUCACUUGCUGAAGCCAAAGUUUCCACAGAAGCUGGAUGAGUGUUUUUGAUUUUAGUUGCAGUCACUUUAAAAAAAAAAUCUUUGCAAUGAAAUGUAUUACAGUAUCAUAUCCAUCAUGGCUGAAAUCUGCAUAAGGAAGUUCAAUGUAUUUAAAUGACAUCAGUCAGGAUCCUUAGUGUCAUAGGAGAAACAAACAAGCAAAACAAGGUGAAAACUGACUGGGGGGGUGACUUUGUAAACCAAGAAAGAUUUCUUAACGAAUUUGUCUAACAAAUACAGCAUCUGUCUUUGGCACUUUUGUUGAUGUUUCUUUCAGAGUGUUGUGUGAAUCAUUUCAACCAACAGGAUGGCUGUAUUUUGUUGUGUUAAAAGUACUUUUUAAAUAAUUUUUGAAUGUAUUUGUUUCAACAUUUUAUUGGAUUUUCCUAACCUGUGUUAACACCAUUGAAUGGGUAUUUCUUCAGAAAAUACCAUCCUCUUGUGCCCUUAAAGCAUUACUUUAACUGAUAGGGAACAUAAGAAGUUUUUCAGUACAUUAAAUAGUUAAUUGAAGAUGUGUAUAAAUGUCACAAAGAAUAAAAAUAUAUUGGUGUCUGUUUAGUGUGGUUUCCAGUGCAAUUAAACUGAGAAAUGUCUUUUUUUAAAAAAAAUAGUAUUUAAUAGGUUUCUGACAAUGUGGAUCAUUUUGCACAUAGCUUUAUCAACUUUUAAACAUUAAUAAACUGAUUUUUUUAA